Molecule: messenger RNA, 2532 nt
Organism: Diaporthe batatas
Lineage: Eukaryota; Fungi; Ascomycota; Sordariomycetes; Diaporthales; Diaporthaceae
Exons: 1
Coding region: 175-2007 (610 amino acids)
Biological process (GO): GPI anchor biosynthetic process
Cellular component (GO): endoplasmic reticulum
Source: RefSeq, a predicted model, not a curated record
CAAAAAGGAGCCUCGAUUAUUUUCCCUUUUCCAUUUUCCCUCGGCUCCACGGCCUGUCUUUGUCGACCUUGAUCCCGAUCCAAACCACCACUUCUUGGUCCUUCUAUUCUUGUUGUUGUUGUUCUUGUCCUUCUCCUUCUUCUCCAUGUCGCGGUGGCGUUCGAUCCGAACUUGAUGUUAUCCUCGUUUCAGCUGGCGCUACUUCGCAAUGGCCUGCGACUCGCCUUCCACGCCUCGCUGGCCCUGAGCCUGCUCCUGACCACCUACCUGUACUUGUAUCCUGCCUUUCUCACCUGCGCCUUCCCACUGCCGCAAUCCAGUGCGUCGAGCUCACCCAUCGGUGGCAAUGGCCGGCUGGCUGCGUUCCUCGAGACGGCAAAGCUCCACCUACCCUUCGCCGAGUCUGCCACGACGACACGAGUCGAAGAUGCCAACGGCCACAUCAGACCGCUGCGAGUAGCCCCCUUCCGGCUGCUGGCGCUCGGCGACCCGCAGCUCGAGGGCGACACGUCCAUCCCCAACUACUACGCCGAGUCCUCGUUCCCACACCUCAAGAGCUUCUACUCCCUCCUCGUCUCCCGCACCGACGACCACCCUUCCUUCCGGUCGAGCAAGAAACAGGCCUUCCACGACCUCGUCGACUUCUGGUUCGACGACAUCCCCAACACCUUCGAGAGCGUGCGCAAGAGGAUCGACCUGUGGGGCAACGACCUCUACCUCGCGCACAUGUACCGAACCCUCAGCUGGUGGGCCGUCCCAACACACACCGCCGUCCUGGGCGACCUGGUCGGGAGCCAGUGGAUCUCGGACGCCGAGUUCGAGCGCAGGGCAUGGCGCUACUGGAACCGUGCCUUCAGCGGCGCCCAGCGCGUGCCCGACGAGAGCGCAACGUGGCCGGCCGCCGAGUACGACCUGGACGGGCACCUGGGCAAGGCCCUCUACGACGAGACGUGGCGGCGGCGCCUCCUCAACGUCGCCGGCAACCACGACAUCGGCUACGCGGGCGACCUGACCCCCGAGCGCAUGGACCGCUUCGAGCGCGCCUUCGGGAGGGCAAACUACGAGCUGCGCUUCGAGCUGCCCGCCGCGCUGCUGUCCCCCGCCGGCGCGGGCACCAUCCGCAACGACACCGACAACGGCCAGGCGGACCGCCUGGUCCCCGAGCUGCGCGUGGUCGUCCUCAACGACAUGAACCUCGACACGCCCGCCGUCUCGGCUGACCUGCAGGACCAGACCUACCGCUUCGUCAACGGCAUCAUCGACACCGCCACGGCCGUCGAGUUCAGGGGCCACGCCACGGUGCUGCUGACCCACGUCCCGCUGUACAAGCCCGAGGGCGUCUGCGCCGACGCCCCGCUCUUCACCUUCCACGAGGGCGACGGCUCCCUGCGCGAGCAGAACCAGCUGUCCGCCGACGCCUCGCGCGGCAUCGUCGAGGGCGUCUUCGGCCUGAGCGGCGACCCGGGCGCCCCGGGCGGCGGCAUGGGGAGGCGCGGGGUCGUGCUCAACGGCCACGACCACGAGGGCUGCGACACGUACCACUUCAUCAACCAGACCGCCGACCACCACCCGGCAGAGUGGGAGGUCCGCCGCUUCCCCGAGGCCGCCGCCGCAGGGCUCCCCUCCCACCCGCGGCUCCCCGGGCUCCGGGAGCUCACCGUCCGCAGCAUGAUGGGCGGCUACGGCGGCAACGCGGGCCUGCUGAGCGCGUGGUUCGACGAGGACGAGUGGGGGUGGCGGUUCGAGUUUGACAACUGCGCGCUGGGGACGCAGUACGUCUGGUGGGGCAUCCACGCGCUCGACCUUGUUACUGUCGGUAUCGGGCUGGCGUAUGCUGCUGCUGUCUGGCUUGUUGGGGAGAAGAAGGGGGAGGCGGCUGGGGCUGGGGCUGGGAAGACGCCGGCGGUUGGUGCGAAGGGCAACGGCGCGGCGCUGGGCCCCGGGCAGCACGGAGAAGCUGGGGUUGGGCAGGUAAAGGGGGAGGGACAACCAUCUGUGGCUUCAUGACCGCGGGAUUCGGGGGGAGGGUGGAACAGUGUCAAUAGUUUUGCACAUAUAUACCCUAGCAUUUUUUCUUUUUUUGCAUACUCUGUUUAGAAGCCGCUGUAUAACUUGAUCUGGGGUUUCACUUGGAAGCGACGGGCCGUUCGCAGGGCUGGGUGCAUGAUUAAGCGCGUUGGGUUCAUCAAUGUAGGUAGGUAUUUAACCAACUAACUGGUUCCGGCCGUGGUCAAGGUCUUGCGUGUCAUAGGAGAAGCCACCAUGCACUAAUCUGUCUGCCAAGAUCUGACUGAUAAAGAUAUAUGUGAUCAUGCCGUAAAGUAAUUCGAGGUCCACCAACUGAUUACAUCGCCCUGCCGGUAUAUCCACCCCCCUCGUGCUGUUAGCCGACGGAGGAGGGAGGUAUUGCUUGGACUGAGGCGCGUAUCUGUUGUCCUUAUUUUCUCUUCCUCUUUCUUGGUACGGAGGGGGGAGGGCUAGUAGGUGUGGUUGGCCUAUACUAGGUACCUAGGUAGACGCUUUUGGAUCGGA